ACGACGCAGCUCCGGCGGGAGCCGGGGAACGAUUUCUGCCAGCGGGACGCCGGGGAGCCGCCCGCCGCGGCGCGGAGCCUUGGAGGAGCGGGCCGGGAACUGAGGGGGGCGGAGGAGGCGGAGGCGAGCGGGGCGCCGAUGGAGCGGGCGCUGGGGCUGCCCGCAGAAGAGGACCUCUUCCACAAGAGCCUCGCCGCCUCGGCCAAGCGCAUGGAGUCCGCCUUCCGCUCGCCCCCGGGGCUCGACCUUUCCCACCCCCGCGACCGCCAGCCCUCGCCGCUCGCCUGCUACGAGGCGUCGGAGCCCGAGGCGCUGCUGCAGCCCGGAGUCGGCGGCGACCCGCUGGCGCUGCCGCCGGGCUCCGUCUGCGUCAAGUACGGCGAGAGCGCCAGCCGCAGCUCGGUGGCCGAGAGCAGCGGCGGCGAGCAGAGCCCCGACGACGACAGCGACGGCCGCUGCGAGCUGGUGCUGCGCGGCGCCGGGGGGGACCCGCGCGUGGCCUCGCCGGCGGCGGGCGGCGGCGGAGGGGGGGGCGGGGGGCUGAAGGCGGCCGAGGGCAGCUGCUCCAACAGCCACGGGCACGGCGGCAGCAAGAAGUCCAAGGAGCAGAAGGCGCUGCGGCUCAACAUCAACGCGCGGGAGCGGCGGCGGAUGCACGACCUGAACGACGCGCUGGACGAGCUGCGGGCGGUCAUCCCCUACGCGCACAGUCCCUCGGUGCGGAAGCUCUCCAAGAUCGCCACGCUCCUCCUGGCCAAGAACUACAUCCUGAUGCAGGCGCAGGCCCUGGAGGAGAUGCGGCGCUUGGUGGCUUAUCUCAACCAGGGCCAGGCCAUCUCGGCCGCCUCCCUGCCCAGCUCCGCCGCGGCGGCGGCGGCAGCGGCGGCGGCGCUGCACCCCGCCCUCGGCGCCUACGAGCAGGCGGCCGGCUACCCCUUCAGCGCCGGGCUGCCCCCCGCCACCUCCUGCCCGGAGAAAUGUGCCAUCUUCAACAGCGUCUCCUCCAGCCUCUGCAAACAGUGCACGGAGAAGCCUUAAGCGCCGCCGCCGUGGCCGCCCCCCGCCGCCGCCGCGGCCCCGGGGAGCGGCGACAGCCGGCGGCGCGGUCCCGGGCCGGGGGGCGCGGAGGCGGCGGAGAGACUGACCGCUGCCCGGCCCUCGCCGCCCUCUGCCCGGACUCGCCU
Molecule: messenger RNA, 1184 nt
Organism: Motacilla alba alba
Lineage: Eukaryota; Metazoa; Chordata; Aves; Passeriformes; Motacillidae
Gene: BHLHE22
Product: basic helix-loop-helix family member e22
Molecular function (GO): protein dimerization activity
Source: RefSeq, a predicted model, not a curated record